AUGGAUAAUUUUGCACAUAAUAAUUGCCAAAAUGAUAAUGUAUUGAAUGAUAACAAAAACAGUAAUAAUUUAAUGUCAAAUUUUUCAACUAGUGAAUCAACGGUUGAUGGAAUUAAUACAUCAGUAAAAAAUUUGGUAAUUUUGAGUCCAAAUAAAAACACCAAGUCGCUUGAAAAUAUAUCAAACUCGGUGAACACCAUGAGCAGCAACAGUAACAACGGCAGUAACAGUAGCGUGAACAGCAGCUUGAACAUCAGCAGUAACAAUAUGAAUGUAAAUGUAGGGAGAGAUACAGGGCAUUAUAACAGUAUUGUGGAUAUCGAACAUUCCAAUAUGAAAAAUGUUACACCAAAUUACUUGAACCAAGUUAAUAAUAAUAGUAGUAAUAACCACAGUAAUGCCAGUAUCAUUAACAAUAUGAAUAACAAUAUGAACAACACUAGUAGUAGUAACGUGAUGUGCCCCCCCGUGUACUUGAGCAAUUCUACGAAUAUGAGCAACGUGAACUUGUCAAAGAACAACACUUUUAAUAAUGGCAUGUCGAAUAAUGACACGACCAUUAGUAUAACGAAUAGUUUAUUAAAUAAUAACGAGCAGAAUAUGCAGAUGAGGCAGCAGAUAGGAAUAAUCAAAAAUGGAGGUGGGGGGUUGCACGACUCUUACCAAAAAUCAUUUUUAUCGUCAUAUAAUAUGAACAAUAUUUCCAUGAAUUCAAUGAAUCAUCAUCUUUUAAAUAAUAAUGUUGUAAAUAGAUAUAGCACCAUGAAUAAUUAUUCACCCCUUCAAGAUAUCAGUUCCAAUGCGCUUAUGGCAAAUAUGAAGUCCGCCGUGCAUGGUGGCAGCAGUAAUAGCAGUGGUAAUAAUAAUAAUAGUAGUAGUAGUAAUAAUAAUAAUAAUAAUAAUAGUAAUAGUAAUAACAAUAAUAAUAGUAAUAAUAACAGCAACAUCAACAGCAACAGUAUUAGCAGUAAUGAUGUGAAGCCAAAUAACAAAGACCUAAAUUUUAUGACACAUAAUAACAUAAAACAAAAUAAUUUUAUAAAUAACAAUGUGUGCUAUCAAAGAAAUGAUAUGCUUUUACGAAAUAAUUCAAACACGUUUAACAUGCAUGGUAAUUACUAUCCUUCGUAUGUAAACAAUGGGUUAUAUGGAUCAUCGUCUAACUGUUUCAAAGCAAAUAUGAAUAUAAUGAAUAGUAAUAAUCCAUCUUUAAGUAAUUACAAUCACCAUCCCAACACCUCCUCCACUUUUGAAAAUGCUGCAAAAAGUGGUAGUAACAGUAAUAAUCAUAUUAGUAAUAAUAGCAUGAAUAACGCUAGUAAUAAUAUUGGUGGUAGUAAUAACAUUGGUGGUAGUAAUAACAUUGGUGGUAGUAAUAACAUUGGUGGUAGUAAUAAUAUUGGUGGUAGUAAUAACAUUGGUGGUAGUAAUAACAUUGGUGGUAGUAAUAACAUUGGUGGUAAUAGUAAUAACGUAAGUAAUAGUAGUAGUACGAAUAAUUAUUCCAGUAAUCUAAAUACACCAAAUUAUGUGGAUAACAUUAAUUGUAAUGCGCUAGGUAUGUUAAGCAAGGGUAUACCAGGGGGAAUAGUAGUAGGAGGAGGUAUAGAUAAGUCAAUGCAAAUGAAGCCCUCUCCUAAUAAUAUGAGUUCAAAUAGUUUGAACAUGAAUAAUGGGCAUAUGAUAAAUGGUGUAAGUGAUAAUGGAGGUAUGCAUAACAGCAACAAUAAUUCCAACUCGAACGUAAACAAAAGUCAUCUAGGUACAGACGCAUCAGGCUUACCAAAUAACGUAAUUAUGAAUAUGGUUAACAACAAUAUAAUUUUAAAUAAUAAAAUGAUGAAUAACAUGAUGAUGAAUAGUACUAAUAGUAACAAUAAAAACAUUAGUAACAUGAUGAUGAAUAGCAGUACGAAUAUUAAAGGUAUUGGAAGCAUAUGUAAUAUAGCAACCUAUAGGACAAAUAACAUGUUAGAUAAUAAAUCUAAUAAUGUAGGAGAUGUUAAUAGUAAUAUACGAUUUCAUCCCAUGAAUAAUAUGUAUAAUAAUAAACUGCUAUCAUACAAUAACAAUUUAAACGAAUAUCCGUAUGAUAACUUUUCAAUGAACCACAUGACUUUAAAAAGUAGUGAUGAUGGUAGUGUUAUUAACAAGGAUAAAAAUGCAAAGGAGGAAAUUCUGACAAAUGGGAAAAAGGGAAUGACGACAGCAACCGGAAGAGUAAUUGGUGGUAGUAAUAGUUUAUCUUUGAAAGAUAAUAAAGCUGCUUCUUCUGUGAUGCCAAAAUCUAGAAAGAACAAAGGAGCAGCAGUAGCAGCAGACAGUUAUAUUUCAAAUGGAAUUUUGAUGAACAAUAGUCUAGAUACAGGUGCUUAUAAAAAGCAUAAACAUAUCGACAUGGAGGGGAGUCAUAAAAUGAAAGAAGCAAAAAAUGAAAUGAAGGAUCUAGGAAGUAAUAACUUUGAAAUGAUGGGUAAUGUGGGGAGCAUGCACGUUAUGGGCGGUAUGAGCAAUAUGGGAGGUAUGAACAAUAUGAGCAGUAUGAACAAUAUGAGCAGUAUGAACAACAUGAACAGUAUAAAAAAUAUGAACAGUGCAAAUAAUGCAUAUUCGCUGUUCCCCAAUUAUAAUGUAAAAUAUCCCAUGAACGUUGACAUGUUUAAUAAUUUGAAUUCAUAUAAUAUUCAGAACAAGGGUAAUAUGAAUAACAGCAGUAAUAAUAAUUUUCAAAACUUAAACAUAAUUAAUAGUAUAAAUGACAUGAACAGUGCAUAUAAUAAUAUGAACAAAAUGACGAACAUAAAUAAUUAUAAUAUUAUAAAUACAUAUGGAGGGGGGGACAAUAGGUAUAAUAAUAAUAAUAAUAAUAAUAUGAGCAAUAUUGGUAGUAACAAUAACAUCAGCAGUAUGAGCGGUAUUAGUGGCAUGAGCAGUAUUAAUAACAAUAUUAACAGCAUUAACGGAAUUAGCGGUAUUAGUAAUAAUAACAGUGCGUUAAAAUCAAUGGACAGCGGGAAGUCUUUUAACGAGUCGCUCCUUAGUAAUAAUAACAACAGUGCACAUAAUGGUAAUAAUAACCUAAGUAAUAUUAUAAACAUAAAUAAUAUAAAUAAUUAUAACAAUAUGAAUAAUUAUAUAAACAAUCGCAAUUAUGCAAACGAUAUUAAUAUGAGAAUAUUAAACAGCAGGAAUAAUAACAUUAUGCCUGCGCAUAUGGGUGGUGGUGGUAGUAGCUAUCAUAUGAAUAUAGACCAGUUCAAGAACGAAGAAGAGUUUAACAGCGGUAGCGUCAACAAUAGCAGUAAUAAUAACAAUAGUAGCAACCCUAACAAUAACAAUAAUAAUAAUAAUAAGAGUAAUAGUAACAGUAAUAGUAAUAGUAAUAGCAAUAAUAAUAGUAAUAGCAAUAAUAUUAGUAAUUGUAAUAGUAUGAUGAUGAUGAGCCACAUAAACAGCAUGAGCAUGGGUAGUAGCAACAUUAAUCAUCUUGUAGGUAGUACGAAUAAUAAUAACAAGUACCAAAGGAAGAACACUAAUAAUAAUGGCCCAGGGAGACAAUCGACAAAAACAAAGAAAUCAGAUAUGAACAAAAAAAAAGAAAAAAAAAAUGUUAGUACUUUAAUUGGAUCUGAAGAUGACAAUGAUGAUGAUAACGAAUUGUAUGUUAAUUCAUAUGUAAAAAAAGCUGCUACAAAAAAUGGUAAUAAGAAAUCAUUACAAUAUGAUGCAUUUGAUGAAAAAUAUAAUGAGAAAGCUCGAAGAAAUGAAAAAAAUGAUAUUUUUGUUUCACCUAAUAUUGGAGUAGUAGAAGGAGGAAGAACAAAUUUAAGAGAAAGAAGGAAAGUGUAUAAUUAUGCCCAGAUGGAUAAUUAUUUUGAAACCGAUGAAGAGGAUAAAAAAGUAGAUGAAGAGAAAUAUUUGUUAAAGCAAGAGAAGCAGAGCAUGGGAGGAAUAGACCGAGUCUUACACCACAGGAAAAUUAUUGAUUAUGAUAAUAUUAAUAACAUAAAGAAUAACCCCUUUCUGCACAUCAAUAAGAAGGGUAAUAAUAAGUCAACCGAUGCGUCCACUGGCGCCAAUGAUGACAAGGUCGCCGUGGUCAGCCGUACAGCGGUUGGUAGUCAGGUGAUUGGUGAUGUAGCAGUUGCUGGAAAUGUAAAUGGUGCCAGUUCUCUCAAUGCGGAGGGAGGAGUAACCGUUGGUGGAAAUGAGAACGUAAACGAGAGCAGCAAUAGUAAUGUUGAGGGAGGAAAUGACAAAGUAGCGAUGUUGGCUAGUGCUACAGUUAGCGGUGAAACAAAUGUAGAUAAUGAGGAUGGAAACUUGGAUGAUUUUUAUGAAGAAGAAGAUAUUGUUGAUGUAAAUGAAGUAGAAUUUUUGAUAAAAUGGAUUGGCAAAUCACAUAUUCAUAAUUUUUUUUGUACAUACGAUUAUUUAAAGCAUUUUAAUGGUUUAAAGAAAGUAGACAAUUAUAUUAAAAAAAUAAAAUUGUCUUUUCAAAAGAGGAAGUAUAUGACUGCUGAUGAAAUAGAGCAGGAAAAGAUAUACACGGAAAUAAAGAAGCAAAUAGAAAUGGAUGCAAUACAUGCAGAAAGAAUAGUAACACAUAAGAUAAGUGAAACAACAAAUGAACAAUUAUUUUUAGUGAAAUGGAUGAGUUGUGCAUAUGACCAGUGUACAGAAGAAACAAAACAAACGCUGAUAGAUCAUGGUUUUGAAAAUUUAAUUGAUGAAUACUUUGAUAGAGAGAAUAAAAUAUAUGGAAUGAAGGCAAUUUCGAGUGUAUGGAAUAGAGGACCUUUGACAGCAACCAAAUUUGAUCCAUAUAAUGAAACUCCUUUUUAUUUAAAUGCAAAGAAGUUAAGAGCAUAUCAGUUAACAGGUUUAAAUUGGAUAGUAAGUAGAAUGAAAAGAAAUUUAAGUGUAUUAUUAGCAGAUGAAAUGGGAUUAGGUAAAACAGUACAAACGAUUGCAGUUGUUGGUCAUAUGUUAUACAAAGAGAAACUAGUAGGACCAUAUUUAGUAAUAGUUCCACAGUCUACGGUUGACAAUUGGUUAAAUGAGUUUAAGAGUUGGUUACCCCAGGCUAAUGUGGUAUGUUACCAUGGGAAUGCAGUAAGUAGAGAAUUAAUAAGGACACAUGAGUUAAAGAAAGUGUAUGUACCAAAUAAAGGUUAUAGAUACAAAUUUGAUGUGUGUAUUACUACACCAUCAAUACUAAAUAGUGUGAGUGAUGUAGAGUUAUUGAAAAAAAUGCCAUGGCAAUUAAUGGUUGUGGAUGAAGCACAUCAAUUGAAGAAUAGACAAUCAAAAAGAUUUAUAGAAUUAAAACAAUUUAUGGCAGAAUCGAAGCUUUUAUUAAGUGGAACCCCCUUACAUAACAAUUUAGAAGAAUUAUGGACCUUAUUACAUUUCUUAAACCCACAGCAAUAUACAUAUUAUGAAUCCUUUCAAAAAAAAUAUAAUGAAAUUGAAAACACGAGUUUAAUUGGUGAGGCUAAACAAAAACAACUAAUACAAUUGCAGCAUGAAUUACAUGAGGUUAUUUUAAGAAGAGUGAAAAAGGAUGUAGAAAAGUCUUUGCCAAAUAAAGUGGAAAGGAUAUUAAGGGUUGAAUUAUCCCCAAUACAAAUAGAAUUUUAUAAGAACAUUUUAACCAAAAAUUAUGAACAACUAGCCAAAGCUUCUGGGGGUGCUAAAAAUUCUCUACAAAAUAUAUGUAUGGAAUUAAAAAAAGUGUGUAAUCAUCCAUUUUUGUGUUGUGAACCAAUAGAUAAGGAUGAAUAUAAAGAACGACUAGUGUACUCAAGUGGUAAGAUAUGUCUAUUAGAGAAAUUGUUAAUAAGAUUAAAAGAAAGAGGAAAUCGUGUUCUAAUUUUUUCACAAAUGGUAAAGAUGUUAAACAUCUUGAGUGAAUACUUAACACUUCGAGGUUUUAAACAUCAACGAUUAGAUGGAACUAUGACAAAAGAAAUGAGAAAAAAAGCAAUGAAUCAUUUUAAUAGUAAAAAUUCUGAUGAUUUUGUAUUUCUAUUAUCUACGAAAGCAGGAGGAUUAGGAAUUAAUUUAACCUCCGCAGAUACUGUUAUUAUCUAUGACUCAGAUUGGAAUCCACAGAACGAUUUACAAGCAGGUGCUAGAGCACAUCGUAUUGGUCAGACCAAGACAGUUCAAAUAUACCGUUUAGUAACAAAAGAUUCUAUUGAACAAACCAUUUUAGAAAGAGCAAAGGUGAAGAUGGUAUUAGACACAUUAGUUGUACAAGGAUUAAAUAAGAAGCAAAAUGACAAUGUGAAUUACAUUGGUGCAGAAGGUGGAAGUGCAUCCAAUGGUUUUACAAGAGAAGAACUAUCAAAAAUUUUAAAAUUUGGUGCUCAAAAAUUAUGGGAAAAAAAUAGCUCUAAAUAUUCCCCACAAAAAAUGGAUGAAGAGAAAGUAGAAGAAGAGGAAAAUGUAAUCAAAGGAGUAGAUGUAGAUUUGGAUAAAAUUUUAGAAGAAGCAGAAGCAAAUGAAAAUGCAAAUAAUGCAAAUAAGGAUUUAAAUUCAGAACUGAAUAGUUUACAAAAUGCCAAUAACUUUUUUAAUAGUAAUAAUAAUAACUUGUUUGGAAAUGCAAACAAUAGUACUGGUACAAGCGGAGGAGGAGGAAUAGCAGACGAUCUACUCAGCUCGUAUAAUAAUAUUACAGAAUUUAAAUAUGAACCACCAGCAAAUUUAAAAAGUAAUAUAUAUAAUGAUUCAACUAAAGCAGAUGAAUUAGAUGAAGAGGAAAAUGAUAAAGAUUUCUGGGAUAAGACUAUACCAUUAGAGGAAAGAUUAAAACUGAAGAGGAUGAAAGAAGAAGAAUUAUUAAUACAUGUACCUAGGAAAACUAGAACAAGAGAUAUGAGAAAUGUGUAUGUAGAAAUAAGUACACCUACUACUGGUCAUAAUAAUGGAACAAAUAACAAUAUGCUUGAUGAUGAUGAUGAUGAUGAUAGUGAAGAAUAUACUGUCAAAUAUCAUAAGAGAAAUAAAAAUGUGAAAAAGAAAAGGAGAAGAAGGACAUCUACACAUAUUACUGAAAAGGACAAGUUCCGCUUAUAUAGAUCUCUCUUAAAAUUUGGAAACCCAGUUUUGCGUUUAGAUGAUAUACGAGAGGAUGCAAAAUUAGUUAAAGUCGAUAAGAAUGUUAUUCUCACGGAGUUGAACAGCAUAGUAGACACAUGCAAAGAGAUAGUAGAGAGAGUAUCUAAAGAGAACACAAACAAUAACAGCAUCAACAUCAAUAACAGUAACAUAAACAGUAACAACAACAACAGCAAUGACAAUAACAACAUGAUAGUGAUGAUGAAAUCGGAAGAUGUUGUCCAUCCCCGACGAACUGAUGAGGACACACUCGAGAGGGAAAACGACGUGGGUGCGGAUGAUGAGGAUGAUGAUAAUGAUGGAGAUGUGAAAGGGGAAGUGAUGAAGGAUAAAGAUGAAGAACAGGGUAAGGAGAAAAGGAAGAGGAUGAAGAGCGGGACAACUGACAACGGCAACGAUAAAGUAAUGGUAACACCAUGUGAUGAUUUGAAUAAAAAGAAGCAGGAAGUAGAGGAGGGUGUUGAUAAGGACAACAUAAAGGGGGAAGAACAUGUUGAAAGUGAUGCCAAUUGUGAAAUUGGCGAGAAGGAGCACAAAGGGAAUGAAGAAGUAGGGGAAGAAGAAGCUGUAAGAGAAGUCGAAGGAAGAGAAGAUAAAGAAGCGGAGGAAGAAGAGCAAGGCGAGGAAAUAAAAAAUAAGGACGGAGUUACAAGCAUGCUAUCGGCAGAUGGAGAACAAAACGAUAAUAAUAUAAAAACGAAGGAAGUGGGAUGUAAAAUAAAGAAAGACAGUGGUACGAGUGGAAGUAGUGGUGGCACUGUUGCAAGUGAUACUUUUACAAAGUUUAUGGGAUCAAUGAAAACGAAUGGAGUGGAGGAAGAGGGAGAAGAGAAAUUCCUGGUUAAGGGUCAGAUUAAAGACGAGGUUAAAUGCCAGGUUAAGGAUGAAGUAAAGAACGAAGUUAAAAGCGAGAUAAAGGGAGAGAUUAUGGAGGAGGUGAAGAACGAAGCGGACAAAGUUGGUGAUUCGAACAAAUUCAACGAGUUCUUAAAUGGUAAGGACAAUGAAAAUCUGUCCAAUGAUGAAAGCGAUUCAAAUAUCAAGAUAAAAGGUAGUGAACGAAUAAGGAAAAUAGAUGCUUAUACAUUUUAUAUAGGUACGAAUAGAGCAAAUGCUAUAGAUCUUUGUCAACGAUUGCAAUUAUUUAAAAGUUUACACGAUUUUAUUAAAGAACAAAAUAAUGAUAAUGAAUACAGCUUUAAAUUACCGUUAAAAGCGAAUACUACUAAUGUAACACCUGACUCUGUGCAGGAUAAAAAUGCAAAAAGUGGUAAAGGAAAAGGUAAAAAGGAAGAAGAGGUUAAUGGAACAGGAACGGAGGGAGUUACUGAAACGGUUGUACAUACCUUUUCAUCUCUGACCGUAGAUGUGAAUGCUACAACAACAGUUGAAACUACUGGAGGUGCAGCAAAUGGAGCAGAAACCGGAGCAAUAACGGGUGGAGAUACAGCAAUCGGAUCAACAACUGGAGUAACUAUCCCCGACGAUUCGGAAAAUUAUUUGAAGUUAAAAUUGCCCGAUUACAUAUUCAACCAUUUAAGAGAUUUAGCGACAAAAGAUGUAAAGGCUUGGUCAAAGGAGGAUGAUGAAAAUUUAAUUAAAGGAGUAUAUGUAUACGGUUUUGGUGCAUUUAAUGAAAUAUGUGCAGAUGUAAAUUUAAAUCUAGCUCAUAUGAAAAACAUUAAAUGCGAUAAGGUUAAAAUGAGGUGUGUACGAAUAUUAAAAAUGAUUGACGAAUAUAACUCUAGUAAUAAGAGAGAAACGACUAGUAAGAAGCGAAGAAGGACUAGAAGUAGAAAUAAGAAUAGUGAAGGGGUAAAAGAGGAGAAGAGUAGUAAUAGAGGUUUGAGUAGUCGUAACAACAUUACGAAAGAUGAAAAAUCGGAAGAAAACAGCAAUAACAAUAACAGUAAUAAUAAUAAUAAUAACAAUAGUAGUAGUAAUAAUCCUAAUGCAAUGGGUAGUGGUGGUGGCGGUAACAGGCAAAAUCACUACGGAAGAAGAAGCAGCGAAAGGGUAAAAACGGCUAACUUGUUUGAGGAAAGAGAAGCUAAUGAAGAGGAGGUUGUAGUAAAGAGAAGAGCAGUGGGAUCUGGUUUGAAAAAAGGGGAGAAGGAUAAUGUCAAUAAUAAUUACGGAGGUGGAGUAGGAGGUAUUCAUGCAAAUGCCUUGUCGGGUCGUCAAGAUAUUGAAACGCUCGCACAUGAAAAAAAAAGAGGAGCAAAAGUAGUUUCAUUACGAAAUGAAAGUAACAAAAGUGGAAAAAGCAGCAAAAAUGAUAAAACCGGAAAAAGCGGCAAAAGUGGAAAAAUCGGAAAAAGCGGAAAAAGUAGUAACACUAAUGGGAACGGACAAAGUAGCAUCAGCGGCAUCGGAAAUUUAAACAGUAUCAGCAUGAACAACAACAACUGUGUUAGUAAUGGUAACGAUAUUAAGAACAAUUGUAUGGACUCAUCUGAGUACUCCUCAUCGAACGAAAACAAAAAUAAACGUGGUAAAAAGAAAAACAUUGAGGAUGAAAAUGACGGCAAAGAUAGAGAAGAUGAAGAAGAUGAGGAAGAAGAUGAGGAAGACGAUGACGAUGAGGAAGAUGAUGACGGUAGUGGAGGUAAUAACAAUAUUGUAAGGAGGAGUUAUAGAAAGAGUAAUAAGAACCAGUUAUACGAAAAUCAUAAAGUUAUUAGAAGAAGAAGCACAAGAUCGCGAAAAAGUAAUAACGAUUCUGUUGUAGGUAGCGAAGGAGUAAUUAACAAUGAACAAGAAAAUUUUGAAAAAAAUAGUUAUGACAGUGAAGAGGAACAACAAGAACAACAAGAAGAGGAAAAAGGAGAAGAAGAAGGAGAAGGAGAAGGAGAAGGAGAAGGAGAAGAAGAAGAAGAAGAUGGAGGAGAUGAAAGGAAAAAAGAAAAAAAAAAUCAAAAAAGAAAAAAAAAAAAAAGAAAAUUAACAGAAGAUGAAAUUCUAAAUAAAAUAAAACAUUGUAAUAUAAAAGAAAUGAACCAACAUAGUAUAAAUAAAUUAGCAAAAAAAUAUGUAAAGAAAUAUAAAAAGUUGUUGAAGGUUGUAAAGAAAGUCGUACAUUCCAAUGAUGGAACAGCAAUUGAAGAGUCAGAUAUAGCAAUUACUUCAAAAAAAAUUGAUGAUUUUAUUUUGUUUAUUGGUAAGUACAUUGAGAAAUUAAGAGAUGUAUGUCCGGACGAUGAGUGUACAGAGAUACUGAGUAAAUCCGGAUGGGAAUAUGUGUCGAAAUUUAUGAACGAGUCAUGUGAAAAUUUAAAAAAAAAAUUUGAGCAACUGAAAGUGGCAAACCCCAAGGGGGAAGAACAGUAG
Molecule: messenger RNA, 10458 nt
Organism: Plasmodium malariae
Lineage: Eukaryota; Apicomplexa; Aconoidasida; Haemosporida; Plasmodiidae
Gene: CHD1
Product: chromodomain-helicase-DNA-binding protein 1 homolog, putative
Exons: 2
Coding region: 1-10458 (3485 amino acids)
Biological process (GO): regulation of transcription by RNA polymerase II; nucleosome organization
Cellular component (GO): nucleus; chromatin
Molecular function (GO): ATP hydrolysis activity; ATP binding; DNA binding
Source: RefSeq, a predicted model, not a curated record